This is a messenger RNA of Anthostomella pinea, 3729 nucleotides long. NCBI's taxonomy places the organism in Eukaryota, Fungi, Ascomycota, Sordariomycetes, Xylariales, Xylariaceae. The record is from the annotation of a GenBank genome assembly.
AUGUUCAGACUUCUAGAGGCACUCCUUGGAGCCUCGCUCAUCCCCCACGGUGCUGCCACCGUCUCCACGGCCCCUUACAGUGAAUACAUCCUGGCCCCAUCCUCGCGGACUCUAACGGCCCCAACGGUCCGUCAAGUCAACGGCACCGUCAAGAACGCCGCGGCUCUCACCGGGCAGGGCUGCACCAGCCUCUCAACCUUCGUCGGCAACUCUUCCGUGACUCUGGACUUCGGGAAGAACAUCGCCGGCACCGUCCAUUUCACUGUUGAUUCCGUCUCGGGCCCGAACGAUCGCAUUGGCUUCACUUUCACCGAGAGCUCCAUGUGGAUCAGCGGCGAGUACUGCGAUGCGACCCAGAACGCGGGUUUAGAUGGACCUCUAUGGUUUAACCUCACCAAGCCCGGUCUGUACGAGGCGGACAAGAACCAUCAGCGAGGCGGCUUCCGGUACUUGAGUAUUGUCCACCAGACGGGUGGGAACGUGACCCUGGGUCAGCUUACCGUAAACUGGACGGCCUCGCCCGACAUGGAGGACCCGAGCGCUUACGCCGGCUACUUCAAAAGCGACAGUGAGAAGCUGAACCGCGUCUGGUAUGCCGGCGCGUACACCAACCAGCUAUGCUCUAUCGACCCUACGACAGGGGACUCGCUUGGGCUCCCAAAUGCGGAUUGGCACUAUAACUUCACUAUUGCAAAUGGGAGUUCCGUCCUGGUAGACGGCGGCAAGAGAGACCGCAUCGUCUGGCCUGGCGAUAUCGCCAUCUCCGGCCCGUCGAUGUUCGUCUCGACCAACAGACUCGAUCCUAUCCGCAACGGCAUCGACGCCUUACUUCUUCUGCAGCAAGCCGAUGGUCGCCUGUCGUGGGCCGGGGUCCCCUUUUCGGACUAUGUGGCUGAUGGAGAAUUCCUCUUCAGCUUUACGUAUCAUCUGCACAGUCUGAACGAUAUCUACGAUUACUACAUGUAUACUGGCGACGUCGACUUUUUGAUGUCUGUGUGGGGGCAAUACAAGCUAGCGCUGGACUAUUCGAUACAGAGCAUCGACCAGACAGGAUUGGCCUACGUCAACUCCUCAUUGGAUUGGCUCAGGUCGGGAAUGGGCGGUCAUAACAUCGAGGCAUGUGUUUCCCUGGCAAACUCAAUUCUAUACUACACCAUCAACAACGGCCUCAAACUGGCGUCCGCCCUCAACGACACCAGCAUAACCACGAACUGGACCACCGCCGCCUCCACCAUCCCCGCCGCCGCCAACGCCCUGCUCUGGGACCCCACAGCCAACCUCUACCGCGACAACGACACGGUGACGGGCUUCUACCCGCAAGACGGCAAUGCCUGGUCCAUCAUCGCAGGCAUCGCCAACGCGACGACGGCCUCGCAGAUCAGCGCGGCGCUCGCGGCCCGCUGGGUCGCGCCGUACGGGGCCCCCGCGCCCGAGGCCGGCGCCACCGUCAUCUCGCCGUUCGCGUCCGGCUUCGAGGUGCAGGCGCACUUCCUGUCGGGCAACGCUGACACGGCCAUCGCGCUCGUCGAGAUGAUGUGGGCCGACUUCAUGCUCGACGACCCGCGCAUGACCAACUCGACGUUCAUCGAGGGCUAUUCGAAUGAUGGCCGUAUUAGCUACGCGCCUUAUUCGAAUGACGCGACCAUCAGCCACGCGCACGGCUGGUCUACGGGCCCGACGGCGUCGCUCACGUUCUUCGCGGCCGGCAUCAUGGUUACGGGGGCUGCGGGCGCAACGUGGAACAUCGCACCGCGGAUGGGCGGCCUGGGCCGGGUGGAGGCUGGCUUCAAAACGGCGCUGGGGGACUUUUCGGUGAGCUGGGAGGACGGGGCGGAGCAGGGGCUGACGGGGUCAUUUGAGACGCCCGAGGGUACGGUCGGCGAGUUGGUCCUGCCUGUUGCUGAGGGGUGUACGACGCGGGUUGUGCUUGAGGGGCGUGAGGGCGUGCGCGAGGUGCGGAUUGAGGGCGAGACGACGGUUUCGAUGGCUGGGAUACCCGGGGGAAAGUACACUAUGAGCCCGUUCUCACGGCACGUCUCUCUAGAUUCGGGGAUCGCAUUUACGAGAGAUGUUUUCCAGAACUCUGGUUUCAGCUUAUGGCGAUCCGCCGCGACCGCACUGCCGCUUACCCAGCAGCCAUCACUCCUCGACAUCUCGAUUGCUGAACUCGGAGGGCUGCUCGAAGCCGGUGACAUAACGAGCCAGGAGCUCGUGGAAUUAUACUUCCAGCGCAUCAGCGAAGUGAACAACGAGCUGCACGCCGUCAUCGAGCUGAACCCAGACGCAUCCACCACCGCCGAGCUGCUCGACGCGGAACGCGGUCAGGGAACGACGAGAGGGCCACUGCACGGCAUCCCCAUUCUGGUCAAGGACAACUACGCGACCACCGACGCGACGCUAACCGGCGCCGGCAGCGUCUGUCUCGCGCGAUCGCGCCCGGGCCAGGAAUCCACCGUCGUCGCGAAGCUGCGCCAGGCCGGCGCCGUCAUCCUCGGCAAGGCCAACCUGAGCGAGUUCUCGGGCGUGCGCGGCGGCCUGAACGUCACGGAGGGCUGGAGCCCGCGCGGCGGGCAGACGUUCGGCGCGUACGUGGGGCGCCAGACGGCGUGCGGCUCGUCGAGCGGGUCGGGCGUCGCGGCCUCGCUGGGCUUGGCGGCUGCGGCGCUGGGCACGGAGACUUCGGGCAGUAUUACGUGUCCGGCGCGGUUCAACAAUGUGGUUGGGGUGAAGCCGACGGUAGGGUUGACGUCGCGGUUUGGGGUCGUGCCUGUGACCGCCCGACAGGACUCUACGGGACCGCUUGCUCAGAGCGUGGCGGAUGCUGCUCUGAUUCUUGAUGCUAUUGCUGGUAAGGACCCGAACGAUAACUACACCUCGGCGCAGCCUUGGGAGGUGCCUCCCAGCUACACAUCGGCCCUGAACACGUCAGCCCUCGAGGGGAAGCGCGUAGGUGUUGUUUGGGUAGACGAGGACAUUUCGAAUGCAGUCGAUUACGUCAAUCGCGAACAGAUGAGGGUCGUAUUCGACGAAGCCUUAGCGGACCUCGAAGCCGCCGGAGCCGAACUCGUGAAUAUCGAGCUGGGUACCGAAGAACGGCCUCUCCGUAACACUACGCUGGAGAUUCUGGCGAAAGUCCCUGUGUACGUUGGGCCGGACUUCAAAGAAGCCAUGGCCCGGUACAUCGACGACCUCGUGCCCGGGCCCGACGUCAUACAUAAUGCGACUGAGCUGCUGCAGUGCCUGCGCGAGGACCCGCUGGAGCUGUCGUCUGAGUUCGACCUUGGGUUCUGGGACGAGUUUGCCGGUAUCAACAUAACAGCGGGUAGCCAGGAAGCAUGGGAGGCCUACGUAUUCGCCUCGGAAACGGCUAGGGACCUCUUUGUGACCCCGUUGCGCGAGCAUCACCUCGACGUGCUCGUGAUGCUUCCAGAGACCGCCGUUAUCAUCGCCUCGUGGCCUGGUUUGCCGAUUGUUACUGUACCUAUGGGUGUCCUUGGAGACGAGACAGAGACAAGGUGGGAUAGCCGCCACACGACAGUGACGACUUCGCCGGGCAUGCCUCUAGGCAUCAGUUUCACGGCAGAUAGGUGGAGUGAGGAGGAGCUCAUAGGCUACGCAUAUGCCUACGAGCAGACCUCCCACAAGCGGAAGGAGCUGCAGCCUCUCACCAGACCAAAGUCUGACCUUGACACUAUUCUAUGGCAGGGUCGCUUGGGUGCUGAGUUGUAA